AUGUCGCGAGGUGGAUGGGGAAGAGGGCGCGGUGGCGGUGGUGGUCGAAAAGGCCCUGCACCCCCGGAGCUGGACUAUGAGGACGACGCCGACAUCUCCUUCCCGCCGACCGAGAAGAAGCCCCAAGCGCUAUUUCCAGAUAUCGACCUCCCCGUUCCUCGGCCACCUACGGCCCGCGAGCUUGCGGCCGUGAGCCGCUACCUGUCCUUCCGCACCCGUGUGCGCAACGGACCAUACUACGCUACCCUCGACCCCAGCAGCAUUGCGGACGAAAAGACGGGCAAAACGCUCAAACGCGCGGGCUUUGAUCCGUUCAACGAUCAGGAGAAGUACACGGCCAAGUAUCACAAGAAGAAGAGGAGCUUGCCGGACUUGAAGGGAAGUGGCAGGGAGUAUGCAUUGAAAUACUUCCCGCACGAACUCUGGCCCCUCCUCGACCCAGACAGGAAGAACCCGCUGUGGAAGUCGGCCGAGAUCGACAUCGACGCCGCGACGAACAUCCCAAGGCGCAAAUCAUCGAAGCGGAAGCGCGACAGCCUCGUUAUCGAAGACCACGAUGAGGAAGGCGACGAGGUCGCAGAAGACGAUAAAGGAAACGACACCGACGAGUCGGACCCGCUUCUCUCAGCGUCCCGCCGUGCGCGGGCGCUGGCCAAAGCGGCGAAGAAGCGACGACGCCGCGAGACCGAGUCCCGCGAAAAGCGCGGUCUCGACGCCGAAGACGACUUUGGGCCGAAGAAGAAAAAUGGCCGUUCCCCUCUACCGGCGAGCCUGCGCGCGAAGGAGAGGAAGCGGCCUCAGCAAGAGACGGGCAGGCGCGCAAGCGAGUCUGACGAAGAGGAGGAGGACGACGACGACGUGCCCGAUGCGCAGGAGAACGAAGACGAAGAUGGUGAUGGAGACGAAGAAGAAGACGAGGACGACACAGAUGGCGAGCCCGUAGACUCCGAGUUUGAAGAGUCCGACGAUGGCGAGGCCGACGAUUACAACGCCGAGAAUUACUUUGAUGGCGGAGAAGGGGAUGAUGAGGAUGGCUUCGCGUACGGCGGUGGAGGCGGUGACGAAGGUGGUGAAUACUGA
Messenger RNA from Cladophialophora bantiana CBS 173.52, 1080 nucleotides. RefSeq lists its product as uncharacterized. Gene Ontology annotation, cellular component: RNA polymerase III complex. The record is from RefSeq and is a predicted model, not a curated record. Gene Ontology annotation, biological process: transcription by RNA polymerase III. Bases 1 to 1080 code for a protein of 359 amino acids. Lineage: Eukaryota; Fungi; Ascomycota; Eurotiomycetes; Chaetothyriales; Herpotrichiellaceae. The transcript has 3 exons.